Gavialis gangeticus (Gharial) is the source of this 2858-nucleotide messenger RNA. RefSeq names its product SRY-box 11 (gene SOX11). The record is from RefSeq and is a predicted model, not a curated record. Lineage: Eukaryota; Metazoa; Chordata; Crocodylia; Gavialidae. Bases 279 to 1535 code for a protein of 418 amino acids. Gene Ontology annotation, biological process: negative regulation of transcription by RNA polymerase II; neuron differentiation; anatomical structure morphogenesis. Gene Ontology annotation, molecular function: RNA polymerase II cis-regulatory region sequence-specific DNA binding; DNA-binding transcription activator activity, RNA polymerase II-specific. The transcript is spliced from 2 exons.
GAGGCGGCCGAGGCAGGCCAUUGGCUGGCGGGGGGAGUGAUGUCACCCAUAUGAAACCCUGAUAACUAGUUCGGAGGAGAACCUGCAACUUUUGCAGAAGGGGCAGCGCGAGGCGGCGGAGCUCGGGCCGGCUGCUGCGCGGGGGGAGGGACGAGCGGAGCGGGAGCAGCGGGCGGGACGCGGGGCUCGUUGGGCCGGCGGGGGCGCGGGGAGAGGCUCGGAGGGAACAAAGGGAAGGAGCAGCGGCGCCCGCAAGACCCCCCGCCCCCCGCCCCGCCAUGGUGCAGCAAGCGGAGAGUCCCGAGGCGGAGAGCAACCUGCCCCGGGAGGCGAUGGACACCGAAGAGGGCGAGUUCAUGGCUUGCAGCCCGGUCGCCUUGGACGAGAGCGACCCGGACUGGUGCAAAACGGCCUCGGGGCACAUUAAGCGGCCCAUGAACGCGUUUAUGGUGUGGUCGAAAAUCGAGAGGAGAAAAAUCAUGGAGCAGUCGCCGGACAUGCACAACGCGGAGAUCUCCAAGCGCCUGGGUAAGCGGUGGAAAAUGCUGAAGGACAGCGAGAAGAUCCCGUUCAUCCGGGAGGCGGAGCGGCUGCGGCUCAAGCACAUGGCCGAUUACCCCGACUACAAAUACAGGCCCAGGAAAAAGCCCAAAAUGGACCCGUCCUCCAAGCCCAGCGCCGGCCAGAGCCCGGAGAAAAACGCGCCCCCCAGCAGCGGCGGCGGCGGCGGCGGCAGCAAGAGCGCCAAGAGCUCCGGCAAGAAAUGCAGCAAGCUCAAGCCCCCGCCGGCCUCGGCCUCGGCCUCGGCCUCGCCCCCCAAGGCCGGCGCCAAAGCCGCCCCGCACGGCGACUACGCGGGGGAAGACUACGUCUUCGGCGGCCUCAAGGUGAGCGGCAAGGCGGUCAAGUGCGUCUUCCUGGACGAGGAGGACGAGGAGGACGAGGACGACGACGAGCUGCAGCUGCGGAUCAAGCAGGAGGCGGACGAGGAGGACGAGGAGGACGAGCAGCAGCAGCAGCAGCAGCUGCGGCGGUACAACGUGGCCAAAGUGCCGGCCAGCCCCACCUUGAGCUCCUCGGCCGAGUCCCCCGAGGGGGCGAGCCUGUACGAGGAGGUGCGGGGCGGCGCCGCGCACGGCAGCGGCAGCGGCAGCGGCAGCAACAGACUGUACUACAGCUUCAAGAACAUCACCAAGCAGAGCCCCCCGGCGCAGCCGCCGCAGCCGCCCAGCCUGUCGCCGGCCUCCUCCCGCUCCAUCUCCACCUCGUCCUCCGGCAGCGAGGAGGCGGACGACCUCCUCUUCGACCUCAGCUUGAAUUUCUCCCAGCACCCGCACGCCGGCGCGGAGCUGGGGGCGGGCUCCGCCGCGGGCAACCUCUCCCUGUCCCUGGUGGACAAGGAUUUGGAUUCGUUCAGCGAGGGCAGCCUGGGCUCGCACUUCGAGUUCCCCGAUUACUGCACCCCGGAGCUGAGCGAGAUGAUCGCGGGGGACUGGCUGGAGGCGAACUUUUCCGACCUGGUCUUCACCUACUGAGCGGCGGGGAAGGCGUGGCGCUGCUGGGAGCCGCCGGGCAGAGGCCGGAGAGAUGAUGCUGGUGCUGAUGCGAUGAAAUGGGGAGGCGGGGGGAUGAGAUCCUGAAAAAGAAAACAAAAAAAGGCUCGUUUUUUCUUUCGCAAAAACAAUAAAAAAAGAAGAAAAGAAAAGUGUCUCGAAGUUCGUUCCAAACCGAGCCCGGAGUUGUGAUUUUUUUUUUUUUUUUAAUCAUUAUUUUUAUUUUUAUGUUUCCUUGCAUUUGGUGAUCACAACAACAACAAAGGCAAAUGGGACUGGGGGAAAAUGCUACAGAAGGCGCUGUUUGAAGCUGGUCGGUCUGUGAUUGAAGUCUGGAAGAUGGUCUGCGAAGAAGUCUUGUGGCAGCACAACUGUUACUCAAGGGGGUUUGUGGAUUUUUUUUUUUUUUUCCUUUUUCCGUGAGACAGAGAGAGCUUCAAGAACUGUUCCGGUGUUCUGCUUUUUUUUAAUUAUUAUUAUCUGAAAGGGACCAUUGCAACUUUUUUUGGAGGGAGAAAACUGAUGUCUUCUAUGCAUCCGAUUCUUAACAAAGCUGCAGGGAGCUUGAAAAAAUGCAGACUGUACAAACGCUUACAAAAAAACAAAAAAACAAAAACACUGAACUGACUUAAGAUCAGAGUUUACUUUUCAGAUCAAAUUGUUUAUGGUUUUACAAAUGUGAUUUCUACUUGCCAACUUUUUUUUUGUAACUUGUUCCCUUAUACCUCCUUGAUUGAAUACCAGACAGCCUAGACCUCAGUACAAAAAGGUAUUGAAACAUUUUUGAUACAUAACAGACCUCAGUCUUUUUUAAAAAUUAAUAUAUUUUCAGGCGUAUUUUUGUACAGUGAAAAGGGAACAUUCUUGCUGUGUUUUUUCAGUAAGACUUUUCAGGCACUUCUUCCCUUUUAUUUUUUCUUUUUAUUUUUUUUCCUCUGUUUUUAGCAUGCAAGUUUGUUGGUACGUUACGUCCUGGUUUUAAAAGGAUUAAAAUUAAAAGAAAAAUAAUCCUUGCAUCUAAAGGCCUUGUGGUUUUAACAAGAAAUAAGAAACAAAACACUUUUUUUUCCUUUUUGUACAGCGAUAGUUCAGAUUUGUUCAAUAUUUGUAGGUAAAGAUUUAUUGAAAAUGGUGAUAUAGACCUCAGAGCUGUUAUCUUAGUUUAAAAGAUUGUAUAUGUACUGUACUAUAGUAGGACUUUAUGUAUCUCAUACGCUGUGAUAUGUGGAUGGGGCCCCAGAUGGAAGGUAUGAAACUGGAUUCUCGAUUUUAGCAAAAAAAAAACAAAAAAAAAGGAAAAAAAAG